AUGGAUGCUGCAUCCGAGACUUCAACUGCCGCCAAGAGGCGGACAAGGCGGAUUCCUGACGAGUUCCGGAAGCGGAAUGCUCAGAGCUGUGACCGCUGUCGCAAGGUGUGUACCGUCUCCAUCUGGGACGGGACACGUUUCUAUGGGAGCUUGGAUGAUCUUAGCGAUAGAUAUCGCUGUCUCGAGGCCAUCGUCAAAGGCGCCUUUCCAAAUGAGACUCUCGAUACAGUCAGCGACCUUGCAAAAUUGGGCCGGCGGAUGGGAUACAGCAUGCCCAACAUGGCUGACCCCAACCGAAAACAAGUAGCUAUUGAGAAUAUCGUGCAAUCGCCUGCUCAGCACACUCCAACCGGUCCUGAUGCCUCUGCUGUCACUACUCAGUCUACAGAGAGUGACGCUUCUUCAACGGGGAUCAAGUCGCAGAGCGAGGAACCUCAGGCUUCACUGGUCAAGGAUGUUUCUGGCCACGAGCAUUACAUCGGUCCUUCAGGCACGCUCAACUUUUGGAACCAGCUUCGCAAGCUUGUCGAUGCCAACAAUAGCCCUCAUGAGUCUCCCGGUCGUGAAGGCUCCACGAAGUUCACCCAGGACAACACUUCUCGUCUUCUUGAAGCCGAUGGUCAAGACGACGAUACUACAGGCCAGCAAGGGGCUGUCGAAGCAGCUCCCCAGGAUGGACUUUCCCCUGGUUCAAUCACUUCUGCUAUUGCCCGCGACUUUACCCGCCUUCCAACUGCCGACAUGAAUGAGAUACUGAGACAACUCCCAUCCAAUGACGCUUUGGAACAGCUAAUUCAAUCAUACUUUAAAAACGUCCACGACGACUUUCCUCUCUUUCACCGGGCAACAUUCGAGGAUGAGUACGAAUUGUACAUUGUACAAGCUCGACGGCAUCCUCAAAUUGGACCAUCCCGACGGCGUCCGUUGCCAGACUGGGGCUGGAUUGGCUGUCUUCACAUGAUGAUUGCUUUUGGCUCUAUUGCAGACAGAACUAUCCAAGGUGUUGACCACACAGCGCUUCGACGAAAGUCUGUCACGGUUGCUAGAGCUCUGCUGCCACAAUUCAUCUCCAAGUGCUCACUCACAAAUGUGCGAGUGCUACUGUUACUGGCAUUAUUUCUGCACAACAACAAUGAGAGGAAUGCAGCUUGGAAUCUAACUGGAACUGCAACCCGCAUCUCGUUUGCACUCGGUCUCCAUCGAUCAGACAUGAGCUCCUCUUUUCGGCCUCUAGAGAGGGAGAUUCGGAAAUGGGUUUUUUGCACCCUUUACUCUUUUGAACAGUUCUUGGCUUCUAGCCUUGGCCGACCAAGUGGGCUGCAAGAAUUGGAUGUCGAGAUUGUUCCUCCAAGGGAAGGGUUUGUCGAUGGUGGCAUCGGCACGGAUGCCAAGCUUGUCUCUUGGUCACUCAAGCUUCAAGGCAUCCUGGCAAGAACCCGUCUUCUUCAUCUUGGAACGACCCGUGUCUCUUCGGCACCUACCCUUGACGAGAUUAUGACUGCGCUGGAAACAUGGAAAAGCGAGAUUAGCAAGGCCCCUGGCUUUGACGUUCCGUGGGUCAAGAGUUCGGGUUCAGGCCUCACUGACAACGCCAACGCUAUGGACAUGGAGGAUCUCAAGGUGUCUUUGGCGUGGAAAACUCGUGCUCAGCUUCGCGCUGUUCUUCUUUUACAUGUCCAGUUUCAUUACAUUGCCAUCGUGGCAACACGACCUCUUCUACUUCGAGAUGUUGCGUUGACGCGAAAGUCGCCCACGGGUUCCCCAGCGCCAUCUAUGCCUCUACACUCUGCUGUAUGCGUCAAGCACGCUUGUCAGUUGAGUUACUUGAUCAUUCUGCUGGACCAUUUUGAUGUUAUCAAUGGUCUUUCGGGGCUCGACAUAUUCUACGCCUACUGCUCGGCCAUGGUCUUAAUCCUUCGACUACUCCGGCUUCGUCCCGGCGAGAGCACAGAGGAUGUCGGCAAUGAAGAGGCCUCGUUGCAGACCAGAAUCGGGCAUCUCGUUUCAACACUUCGCGGUGUGAUAAGUCGCACCGAAAAAUCAGGGUCCAUGAAGCGACUCGCUCAAGUCGUCGAUACUUUUUCCGAGUGCGCCAACAAUCCCAACGAAGCACCCAGCUCGCCCCCUCUAGGAUCAAACAUCAACGGCGUAGCUCAUCAUGCUUCCGGGAUAAUGAAUACCUCUCAGUCCGAGUUUGGUCAAGCGAUGACACUUGGCUCCAUGGAGGGCUUGAUAGACUUUUUGCCUUUUCCUGGGUUUGGGACGAUUGAAGGUUCCAUGACACAGUUUAUGCCAGGAGGGGACGUGACGAUGCCUGAAUGGUCUGAUAUGGAGUUGUUUAUGGGAGGUUUUGGGGAACAGGGCAGAACAGCAUUUUAG
Fusarium falciforme is the source of this 2379-nucleotide messenger RNA. RefSeq names its product Fungal-trans domain-containing protein. The record is from RefSeq and is a predicted model, not a curated record. Lineage: Eukaryota; Fungi; Ascomycota; Sordariomycetes; Hypocreales; Nectriaceae. The coding region runs from base 1 to 2379 and encodes 792 amino acids. The transcript has 4 exons. Gene Ontology annotation, biological process: DNA-templated transcription. Gene Ontology annotation, molecular function: zinc ion binding; DNA binding.